This is a messenger RNA of Chlorella variabilis, 1838 nucleotides long. RefSeq lists its product as hypothetical. NCBI's taxonomy places the organism in Eukaryota, Viridiplantae, Chlorophyta, Trebouxiophyceae, Chlorellales, Chlorellaceae. The coding region runs from base 80 to 1321 and encodes 413 amino acids. The record is from RefSeq and is a predicted model, not a curated record. The transcript is spliced from 4 exons.
CACACCCUCGCACCGGCUGUCCAGAGUUGCUGCGCUGUGGUGCACGCCUGGCCUCCGCCCAAAACCUCCUGCCCACCCCAUGGCCUCCCUUGCGGGGUCUCGGGCCUUCCACCAUGCGCUGGUGUCGCCCGGGAGUGCCGGACGGUUGACCAGGGCGCAGUGGCGGGCGGUGUGUGCACCGCGCAACAACUGCCGGAGCCCGACUGCGCAACGGGAGUCACUGGCGGCCUCUUCAGCCACAGGCGUGGACCCGCAACCAGCUGGGGAGGAGCUCAUCGAUGAGGCCAGCACGUCAGGGCACAGCCACUGGAGGUCAGGCGCCACAGCGGCGGCGGCGCUAGCAGCUGCCGCCGUGCUGCUGCCGGCAGGAGCGGCGCACGCCAGCGGCCUGGCUAGCGAGGCAGCCGCCCCCGGCCUGCUAGAGUUCGUCAUCAAUUCUAUAGAGGCGCUGGGUCCCUGGGGCCCUGCUGCAUUUGUCGCCCUGGUGGCGCUCGCCGAAAGCAUCCCGCUGCUGCCCACCCAGCCCUUCUCGCUGGCCAGUGGGCUUUUGUUUGGGGCGCAGAAGGGCGCGCUGUGCAUGCUGUCUGGCACCACGCUGGCCGCGCUCCUCGCCUUCUCCAUCGCCCGCGGCAUUGGGCGCCCGCUGGCGGAGCGCAUCAUCAGCCACGAGCUGUCGGGGUCGGAGCUGUCGGGGGCCGAGUCCGACGGCGGCGAGGCCGGCCCGCCCCUCACCCCCGUGCAGCGCAAGCUGGCCGAGGUGCAGGCGGUGAUAGAGCGCGGCAGCUUCUGGCAGCAGGCGGGCGCGGUGCUGCUGCUGCGCAUGACGCCUGUGGUGCCCUUCUCCGCCUCCAACUACGUGCUCGGGCUGAGCCCGCUGCCCCUGGCGCCCUACCUGGCUGGCUCCGUCGUGGGCAUGGCCUUCUGGGCCGUGUUUUACGCCUCGCUGGGUGGCGCGUCGCGCUCCAUGCUGCUCCGCGGCGUGGACCCGGAUGUGCUGCUGGCAGACCUGCUGGACAAGGCUGGCGCGUACACGCGGGAGCUGGCGGUGGGGGGAGCGCUGCUGGGCACAGCGGCGCUGGUCUACUUGGGGGCGGGCGUGGUGCGGCAGCAGCUGGCGGGCGCCGACGGACCCGACAACGGCGCAGGCCCCGGCAGCCAGCUCGGCGUCGGCGGGCCAGCGGGCAAGGAGCUUGGCAGCGAGAUUGGCGGCGAGCUCAGCAGGGGCGCGGCGGUGGGCAAGGAGCUGGUGAGCAAGGGGCUCAAGGAGUGGCUGGGGCCCAGCGGCGGCAAGGACCUAGCAGAGUCGCGGGUCAAGGAGUGAGCGUGGCCCGAUCUCAUCUCAUCACCUGUCUUUCCGAUGCAUGCUCGCCCCCCCGCGGCUGGCGUGCGAGCGAGCGAGUGCGGGUGGGCAGCCCUCUGCAUUGUCUCCUGCUGCUUCUGCCCCGGUCCUGCACAACACUGUUCACAUUACCGCCACAGCACAUCUCAUCACGGAUAACUCACGACAUUUUGGCUAUCCCCUUUGCACCCCGCGUUUUGGUGGGCCGCGUCAUGCGUGCAUGCAAUCCUGUGCACACACUCUUCACGGUUCAGCGUUGUGGCGCCUUGCAGCUCACACAGGCCAAUUCACCUUUUUGUCUUCUUUUGCCCCACCAUGUACCAGUAACCUUGUUGCUCCCUUCCUUUGUUGCCUCUGCAAACUAAAAAAAGCGUGUUGUUUCGGGCUGUCGGGCGCCAUUUUGCCAGGCGGCGUUUCUUGAUUUCAUGUUGCCGCAUGGCAGACCUGUUGCGCCUUGGAACGGUCGCCUGCAAGUUACCUGUGUAACUCAAAACACAUC